AUGUAAAGUCAGGUGGUUUCCUGCUUGGCUAGGGCAUUGUGGGGGGACAAAACUCAUGCGUUCAGUCGCCGCUUUACGCCUGGCUUAUAUUUUGUAUUGUUACUACUCAAACCUCUUUUGUUUGUGGAGAUGAUAGGCUAAACUGUGCGGCUGCUAAGGUGGUGUUUGGAGAAGGGAGUUUGGCUAGAGACUGUGGUCAGUUGGACGUGUGGCUCUCAGCCAGAAGCCACAGAGCCAGAAGAGCGCCUUAGUUAAUAUGUAGGGCCUCGUAAUACCCUGAUGGCAGCUGCUUCACGCUUCCAGUGGGUAGUAGGGAUUCACACAUUUUUGGAGGCUUCUUUUCUGGGAGGGUUGAACCCACCUUCCAAGAGCAGCUGGACUACGUGUAAAACAGGAAUUGUGCAUCAUUAUCUUCCACGCUACUCCACUGGCUUCUUUGACAGGAGGUAUUGCCCAAGGUCGCAUUGCUAGUCUUCAACUCCACUAUACCACCCUGCGCGCAACAAAGCAUGGAUGCUCAGGUGGGACCACUUUAAGGGACAUAAAGCGAUGGCUUGAUGAGCAGUUAUGAGCUACCAGAUUGAAUGGGAAUUAUGAUGAAACACGACGUACCAUCAGGGCCCUCAUGGAUCAAACACAGCCCGUGCCAGGUCUUUCCGAAAGCCGCCGGUGAAACUUGGAAAUGGAACAACAAAAGGGAGGGAAGCCAUAUAAUCAGGAAUGUACCUGGUCAUCAAUGGAGAAAGAAGCUGUUGGUCUAAUUCUUCCAUGAUUUCUGUCUUCACGAGGGAAGAUGAGAGACUGCUUGGGCACCAGCACUAGCACCAGGAAUCCCUGCACUGGUUAAAGCCAUCACCGCAACCUGGGCAGGCAGCAAGGGCUCUGGGUUUGCAGAGAGCCGAAAUGACCAUGACUGCGAACAAGAAUUCCAGCAUCACCCACGGAGCUGGAGGCACUAAGGCCGCUCGAGGGACGCUGAGCAGGUCUCAGUCAGUCUCUCCACCUCCAGUUCUCUCCCCACCGAGGAGUCCCAUCUACCCACUCAGUGACAGUGAAACAUCAGCCUGCAGGUACCCAAGCCGCUCCAGCUCCCGGCUGCUCCUCAAAGACUGGCACCCCCGUGACCCCUCACCCCCAAAGCCUCAAACUCCCUCCUCAGACACUUCACCAGCCAUCUGUCCCCUCAAGGCCACCAGCUUUGGUUAUUUGGAUGAAAGCCCUUCAGUGUGCAAGAGAGAAGACCAGGAGAAUGUCCAUGGGGCAGCCCAGGAUGGAGAGGCAGUAGCUGCUUGCCUCCCCCUUGCCCAGAGCACUCCGUCCCUGGGACCUGCAGCUGGUCCACGGAGUGUCUUUCUGAACCGCACUGGCACCCGUGCCCACAGCCUGGGCAUCCGGGAGAAGAUUUCAGCAUGGGAGGGUCGCCGAGAUGCUUCACCAAGGAUGAGCAUAUGUGGAGAGAAACGGGAAGGCUCUGGGGGCGAGUGGGUGGUCAGUGAGGGCUGCCCCAGUGUGGGCUGUCCCAGUGUGGUGCCAUCCCCCUGCAGCUCAGAAAAGACCUUCGAUUUCAAGGGCCUCCGGAGGAUGAGCAGGACCUUCUCUGAGUGUUCCUACCCUGAGACCGAGGAGGAGGGAGAGGCACUCCCUGUCCGGGACUCUUUCUACCGGCUAGAGAGACGGCCAGGCCGGAGUGAGCCCAGUGCCUUCCUCAAGGGGCUUGGCAGCAGGAAGGAGAGCUCAGCAGUGCUGAGUCGGAUCCAGAAAAUUGAACAGGCCCUGAAGGAGCAGCCAGGCCGGGGACUCCCCCAGCUCCCCAGCAGCUGCUACAGUAUAGACCGAGGGAGAAGAAAGCCUGGGACCUUGGGCACCUUGGAGGAACUGACAGGGGGCACGAGUGUGACCGCUGGCAGCUGGGUGGGAGGCGUGGCCAGAGUUGGCGGGGAGGCAGGCCCACCCCCAGAGAAGGAAGGCAGUGGCUCUGCUAAGCCAGGGAUCCCUGGAAAUAGCCCGAGCUCUCACCUGCUGCCAUCGAAGAGCUCCCCUGAUCCCGCUGUGAACCCUGUCCCCAAACCCAAGCGCACCUUUGAAUAUGAGGCUGACAAGAACCCCAAGAGUAAGCCAAGCAAUGGUCUACCUCCUUCACCCAUACCUGCUGCUCCACCCCCCCUGCCCUCCACCCCAGCCCCACCUGUCACGCGGAGACCCAAGAAGGAUACGCGUGGUCACCGCAAGUCCCAGAGCAGAAAAUCCUUUGAGUUUGAAGAUGCAUCCAGUCUCCAGUCCCUGUACCCCUCUUCUCCCACUGAAAAUGGUACUGAGAGCCAACCCAAGUUGGGAUCCAAAAGCACUUUAGAAGAGAAUGCCUAUGAAGAUGUUGUGGGAGAGCUGCCCAAGGAGAAUCCGUAUGAGGAUGUGGAAUUAAAGAGCCGAAGAGCAGGACGGAAAUCCCAGCAACUGUCUGAGAACUCCUUGGACUCUUUGCACAGGAUGUGGAGUCCGCAGGACAGGAAGUACAACAGCCCACCCUCUCAGCUGUCCCUGAAACCCAGCAGCCAGUCCCUGCGGAGUGGGAACUGGUCAGAAAGGAAAAGCCAUCGGCUGCCACGACUACCCAAGAGGCACAGCCAUGAUGACAUGCUGCUGCUGGCUCAGCUGAGCCUGCCAUCCUCACCCUCCAGCCUCAACGAGGACAGCCUCAGCACUACAAGUGAGCUGCUGUCCAGCCGCCGGGCCCGCCGCAUUCCCAAGCUUGUCCAAAGAAUUAACUCCAUCUACAAUGCCAAGAGGGGAAAGAAGAGGUUAAAAAAGCUGUCUAUGUCCAGCAUUGAGACAGCAUCCCUGAGAGAUGAGAAUAGUGAGAGCGAGAGCGACUCUGACGACAGGUUCAAAGCCCACACGCAGCGCCUAGUCCACAUCCAGUCGAUGCUGAAGCGUGCCCCCAGCUAUCGGACCCUGGAGCUGGAGCUGCUUGAGUGGCAGGAGCGGGAGCUUUUUGAGUACUUUGUGGUGGUGUCCCUCAAGAAGAAGCCAUCCCGAAGCACCUACCUCCCUGAGGUCUCUUACCAGUUCCCCAAGCUGGACCGACCCACCAAGCAGAUGCGGGAGGCAGAGGAGAGGCUCAAGGCCAUUCCCCAGUUUUGCUUCCCUGAUGCCAAGGACUGGCUCCCUGUGUCAGAGUAUAGCAGUGAGACCUUUUCUUUCAUGCUGACUGGGGAAGAUGGCAGCAGACGCUUCGGCUACUGCAGGCGCUUACUGCCAAGUGGGAAAGGGCCGCGGUUGCCAGAGGUAUACUGUGUCAUCAGCCGUCUUGGCUGCUUCGGCUUGUUUUCCAAGGUCCUAGAUGAGGUGGAGCGCCGGCGUGGGAUCUCUGCUGCGUUGGUCUAUCCCUUCAUGAGAAGUCUCAUGGAGUCGCCUUUCCCUGCCCCAGGGAAGACCAUCAGAGUGAAGACGUUCCUUCCAGGUGCAGGCAAUGAGGUGCUAGAGCUGCGGCGGCCCACAGAUUCCCGGCUGGAGCACGUGGACUUUGAGUGCCUUUUUACCUGCCUCAGUGUGCGCCAGCUCAUCCGCAUCUUUGCCUCACUGCUGCUGGAGCGCCGGGUCAUUUUUGUGGCAGAUAAGCUCAGUACCCUCUCCAGCUGCUCCCAUGCGGUGGUGGCCCUGCUGUACCCCUUCUCCUGGCAGCACACCUUCAUUCCUGUCCUCCCGGCCUCCAUGAUUGACAUCGUCUGCUGUCCCACCCCCUUCCUGGUUGGCCUGCUCUCCAGCUCCCUGCCCAAAUUGAAGGAGCUACCUGUGGAGGAGGCGCUGAUGGUGAAUCUGGGAUCUGACCGAUUCAUCCGACAGAUGGAUGACGAGGACACGUUGUUACCCAGGAAGUUGCAGGCAGCUCUGGAGCAGGCUCUAGAAAGGAAGAAUGAACUGAUCUCCCAGGACUCUGACAGUGACUCUGAUGAUGAAUGUAAUACCCUCAAUGGGCUGGUAUCAGAGGUGUUCAUCCGUUUCUUUGUGGAGACUGUUGGGCACUACUCCCUUUUCCUGACCCAGAGUGAGAAGGGAGAGAGAGCCUUUCAGCGAGAAGCUUUCCGCAAGUCUGUGGCCUCCAAGAGCAUCCGCCGUUUUCUUGAGGUUUUUAUGGAGUCUCAGAUGUUUGCUGGCUUCAUCCAAGACAGGGAGCUAAGAAAGUGUCGGGCAAAGGGCCUCUUUGAGCUGCGAGUGGAACAGUAUUUAGAGGAACUCCCUGACACUGAGCAGAGUGGAAUGAAUAAGUUCCUUCGAGGUUUGGCGCAGCCGAAGCGGGCCCUGAAGGACUGCAAAGCUGGCAGAGACCUCCGCCCUGAUGGGAGCUGACAGCCCACGUGGACCAGGACCCGAAUCAAACCUCUCGCCUCCGGCGGAAGCUUCCCCGUCGCGUGACACGGGC
Manis javanica (Malayan pangolin) is the source of this 4417-nucleotide messenger RNA. The record is from RefSeq and is a predicted model, not a curated record. Lineage: Eukaryota; Metazoa; Chordata; Mammalia; Pholidota; Manidae.